This is a messenger RNA of Fraxinus pennsylvanica, 459 nucleotides long. NCBI's taxonomy places the organism in Eukaryota, Viridiplantae, Streptophyta, Magnoliopsida, Lamiales, Oleaceae. The record is from the annotation of a GenBank genome assembly.
AUGGCCUUAACCCUCAUAUACUCGAUUCAAAACAUCACUUGUUCACAAGGUGAUCAUGAUCAACUGGCUUUUAAGCACAUAAAACCCACGUUGCAUGACGGGAAACCAAUGGCCUCAACUCUGGCUAGACAAUUUCUUGAGCAACAAGAAAAGAACCCGAGAGCUGCUGAUCAUUGCCACAAGGACAACGAAAUAUGUCGCAUGGAAGGGAAAAACAUGACUUGUUGCAACAACAAGUGUAUGGACUUGGCAUAUGAUAAGCAUAAUUGUGGAGCGUGCAAGAAGAAAUGUGCUUAUACCGAGGUAUACUGUGGAGGGGAAUGUGUAAAUUCUUCGUAUGAUAAAAGGCACUGCGGGUCUUGUAAUAACAAAUGCAUGCAUGGGGAAUACUGUAUAUAUGGCACGUACCUAACCCAAUUUUUCAUGAAAUUCAUGUUUGAUUUGAUCUUACACAGUUAA